AUGUCGUACCUCAGAAACACCGUGCCUCUCUCCCCUAUCGAAGAAGAGUGCACCGACACAGCGUCCCCCAUUCUAGAUGGAGCGACGCUCGUUGAUGACUGGGAGACGUGCACCUUUGUUGAGGACGAUGAGCCCAUGAUGGCGCCGGAGCGCCCAGUCUCGCCACCACCGCCAACGACCGAGGGACGCCAGCCCUACCGUCGUACUCCAGUGAUGGCAUAUGACGACGACGUAUACUUUGGGGACAUCGAAGUCCCUCUGAGGCCGGCCAUCGGCCGCAUCGUGGACUUGAUCCGAAUAUAUGGGGUGCCACACUCGCCUCCGCCUCCAACGCCUGUCAUCCGCCCAACAGACAACACCGACACAGCGGGGAUACCGCUGUUCCGACUGGAUGGUGGAGCGGCGCCGUUCACCGUCGGCGGCAUCGUCCAGAUUCGCCGGGGCAUGGCGUAUAUUUGUGGCCCUCCGUCGCAAAUCCCCGCGCAACACGCGCCAGUCGUUGUGGAGGAGGAUCGCGCCCGCCAAAGUGUGCGGCGACAAGCACAGCGACCACUUCAUAUUGACAGAGCCCGUCGUGAAGAAUAUCACACCAGCAUGAUCCCGCCUGUACUGGGACACAAUGAGGCGAUGGAUGAAUUCGUCGCCAGGUUGCACAGGCAUAUGCAGUACGUCAGGGCUUUCACGCACAAUUCAGGACUGGAUGUUUAUUGA
Messenger RNA from Cladophialophora yegresii CBS 114405, 711 nucleotides. RefSeq lists its product as uncharacterized. Bases 1 to 711 code for a protein of 236 amino acids. The transcript has a single exon. Lineage: Eukaryota; Fungi; Ascomycota; Eurotiomycetes; Chaetothyriales; Herpotrichiellaceae. The record is from RefSeq and is a predicted model, not a curated record.